AUGAUUGGCGUUUGCUCAUUGCUGCGUCGAGAAUUCGCGUCGACUGACCAGAGUCCGCGAAUUUUUCUUGUCAUCAUCAAAGUAAAGCAAUUAUUUGCCGAUCGUAGUUUAAACGUUACUACUCGAUUUCUCUCUUUGCCAUACACGAUGUCUCAAACUCUAACUUUUGGUGACUCAUGUGCCCCAAUAACGUGUCAUGCUUGGAAUAAGGAUAGGACUCAAAUAGCUUUUUCACCCAACAACAAUGAAGUGCAUAUUUACCAAAAAGAUGGUAAUGACUGGAAGCAGACUAAUAAUCUAGUUGAGCAUGACCUAAGGGUUAUGGGCAUUGAUUGGGCUCCCAACACAAACAGGAUUGUCACCUGCUCUGUCGACCGUAAUGCCUAUGUCUGGACUCAGGGAGAGGAUGGUAAGUGGACUACCACUCUUGUCCUGUUAAGGAUCAACCGAGCGGCUACCUGCGUUAAAUGGUCACCGAUGGAGAACAAGUUUGCCGUUGGCUCCGGUGCCCGUUUGAUCUCAAUAUGUUACUUUGAAAAGGAGAACAACUGGUGGGUGUCCAAGCACAUAAAGAAGCCCAUCCGCUCGACCGUCACCACUUUGGAUUGGCAUCCCAACAAUAUACUCCUUGUGGCCGGAUCUGCCGAUUUCAAGGUCAGGGUGUUUUCGGCUUACAUCAAAGAUAUUGAAGAUCAGCCUGGUCCAAAUGUUUGGGGAUCCAAGCUUCCUUUGGGACAGUUACUGGCCGAGUUCCCUAAUUCGACGUCCGGUGGCGGUUGGGUGCACAGCGUUUCCUUCUCGGCGGACGGAAAUAAAGUCGCCUGGGUCGGACACGACAGCUCUAUAAACGUUGCUGAUGCGACCCAAGGCAAGGCGGUGAUAAAACUUAAGACUGAAUACCUGCCGUUCUUAGGGUGCAAUUGGAUUUCUAACAACUCCCUCUUAGUGGCAGGGCACAGUUGCAUUCCAUUGCUUUACUGUCAUGACGGCGGUGAAUUGCAUUUCGUUGCCAAAUUGGACAACACGCAAAGGAAAGAGUCUGGAGGGUUGUCCGCAAUGAAAAAGUUCCAAUCGCUCGAUCGCCAGGCGCGCAUCGAGACUAGCGACACCUAUUUGGAUUCCAUUCAUCAGAACGCAAUUACAUGCAUCAGCCUCUAUAAAGGCACCAAAGCUAACGCCAAGAAGUUCAGCACCUCUGGCCUGGACGGACAAUUGGUGAUUUGGGACUUGGAUUCUCUGGAGAAGUCUAUCGAAGGGCUCAAAAUAGCU
This is a messenger RNA of Iphiclides podalirius (scarce swallowtail), 1269 nucleotides long. The record is from the annotation of a GenBank genome assembly. Lineage: Eukaryota; Metazoa; Arthropoda; Insecta; Lepidoptera; Papilionidae.